GACGGCCAGGAGCUCAUCUGUCUCCCGCAGGUGUUUGAUCUGUUCCUGAAGCACCUGGUGGGGGGUUUGCACACGGUGUACACCAAGCUGAAGAGACUGGACAUCGCACCGGUGGUUUGCACCGUGGAGCAGGUGCGUGUUCUGCGGGGACUCGGUGCCAUCCAGCCCGGCGUGAACCGAUGCAAGCUGAUCUCCAAGAAGGACUUCGAGAUCCUGUACCAGGACUGCACCAGCGCCAGCUCUCGUCCCGGCCGUCCUCCGAAGCGUUGUCCUGGGACGGGGAUCCAGGAAAACCCCCGGCUGCUGCACCCAGGCCUGCUGUCCCCCAACCUGCUCUCACACACCGGCCUCACAGCAGCAGCCAUGGCCGAGCUGCAGAAGUUCCAGAAGAUGAAGAUGAUGAUGAGUCUGCAGAACGGCAACGAGUCGGACAACGACGACUUACACUCCAACACAGGAGGAAGUGAGUGUUCCUGGGAUAAGGAGCGUCUGACCAGCCCCCCUGCUGGAGCUCAUGGAGGAGGAGGAGGAGGAGGAGGACCAAUGGGAGGAGGAGGGGGAGGAAGAGGAGGACCAAUGGGAGCUGUCAAUCAUCAACAACUGCAACAACAGCAACAACAGCUACUGGCAAACAGGUUGGACCUCCCCUUCAUGAUGAUGCCUCACCCGCUGCUUCCCAUGGGCCUGCCCCCUGCAUCUGUUGCCAUGGCGAUGUCCCAGAUGAACCACCUCAACACCAUCGCCAACAUGGCCGCCGCCGCGCAGCAGAUACACACUCACGUACACCGGGCGCCCGUCAUCAAGGAGAGAGUGUGUGACAGUCCCUCUCUCUCUCCGUCUGUCGAUGAGACGAACACUCCUCUGCAGUCGCAGCCCAGCAGCUCGGCCUCCAGCUCGCCCGAAAGACUGGGAUUGGUGUCAGCUGAUGCAGAUGUUGCGCUGACCAACCCUGCUGCACCCAUCAAGAAAAUAACAAAGGACAAAGAAGAGUCCUCUCUGGGGCCGGCGCUCCCCCCCGGGUUCCCCGCUCCCUUCCUGUUCGCUGACGGCCUCUCGUCAGUGGAGACCCUGCUCACCAACAUACAGGGUCUUCUGAAGGUGGCCGUGGAGAACGCCCGGGUUCAGGACAAACAGAUCCAGGCGGAGAAACGAGAGCUGAAGAUGGAGCUCUACAGAGAGAGAGAGAUGAGAGAGAGUCUGGAGAGACAGCUGACCUCCGAACUACAGAGCAGAGCCUCCAUCCAGAAGCGCCUGAAGAAGGAGAAGAAGGCCAAGAGGAAGCUGCAGGAGGCGCUGGAGUUCGAGUCCAAGAGGAGGGCGAGGGUGGAGGACGUCCUCAAACACUCGUCCUCCUCCUGCCCGUCCCCUGAGCCGCUGCACAACAACAACAACAAUAACAACAACAACAACAACGACGCUGCUGGAGCCGAGGAGAAAUCUGAACUUAAUGGAAACCAGCAAGACAACGGCGCUGUACAAGACUCCCGGUCCUUUCUGAAGACCCCCAUGAUGUUCUAGAAAGACACCUCCUCGUCCUGAAGCCACGCCUCCUCUCCCUGAAGCCACGCCUUCUCUCCUGAGGGCCCCGCCCCCUUUACCACUUUCCCCGCUCCUGCACAGAAAACUCCACCAGCCCGUUUCCACGAAAUCACGAACCACUUUCCCCGGCGGGAUUUAUUCCAUUUGCUAAAAAACUUUUGACGUUGCUACAAAACAAACUAUAGACUACUAGAAGACACAAACACUCCUGAUUUGGACUCGCUGGGGUCGUCUCUACUUCUUUAUCUUCUUCUUUUUUUAAGAUAAAAUCCACUCCAUUCAUUCCUCUUUUUCUCUACCUGCACUGGGACUUAUCUCACCUUGUUUGUUUUGGUAAGAAUAAAUAAAAAACAAGGCGAUGGAAGCAACGGAAAAGUACCGGAAUAACGUCAACAAGCUUUCACGAAUGAACUCGGUUCGGACAUCUUGUGGCAAAAAAAAAAAAAAAACACAUCGUCCACUGAUGCGAUGAAUCGGUUUUUGAAAUGACUUAAAAAAAACUUUGGUUGACCUCAUUGGCUGGUUGUCUACUCCCUUCUGAUUGGACGAUAAUCAGCCAAUAAGAGGAGCUCAGGAUUUGAGACGUGUAGAGUAAAAAAAAAAUAUCGGGAGGGGAUGUAAAAAAAAAAGUAAAACUCUGGAGGCUAUUUCUGUCUCUCAUGUUUCAUUCAUUUUUGUUUUCCGUACAGGGACUGAAAAGAAUGCAUGGGAAAACUUCUUAUGUGUCAUUUGGCUUAUUUUACCCUCCUUUACCUCCCCUCGUCCUCUUCUAUCUCUGCUUCUUCUACUUCUCUUUUUCCCUUUUUAAGGAGGCAUUACUCUGAAAAUGUUGGAUGCAGCUUUCAAUGUAUUUUCUAUCACCUCUAAUAAUAAUAAUAAUAAUAACCUGUUUCUCAAACCAUGCAAAACGUUAAAAAAACAAACCCUUUUUUUUAUGACAAUGGAGUGAUUUUUAGACACGAUAUUUUAUCCUUUAAAAAAAAAAAAAAAAGGUACGUUGGAUUCUCUUCCUUUUCACCGUUUGACCCCUUGUUUCCCGUGACCAAGAUGUUGAGUUUCUGUGUUUGUGAAAUGAUCAACGUGGAGAGUUUGAUUUGUUUAUUAAAAACUGCCCCGAUGCAAGAGUACUUCAGAUGUUGAAAUCAAGCGCUCCUCGAAACACAAGAAACGUUUUACUCCCUGAUUGUCUGACCUACUAAGAGUGCAGACUGUUGUGUUGCCAGUUUUUGUUUAUUCCACUGCGUGUUUAUUUGUUUGUUAUUUGUUGAUUACUAUUUGAAAUGUGUACG
Messenger RNA from Trematomus bernacchii (emerald rockcod), 2828 nucleotides. It is a transcript of the gene dacha, whose product is annotated as dachshund a. NCBI's taxonomy places the organism in Eukaryota, Metazoa, Chordata, Actinopteri, Perciformes, Nototheniidae. The transcript has 12 exons. The record is from RefSeq and is a predicted model, not a curated record. The annotation marks the transcript as partial.